AUGAUGGUGGCCAGUGCUAAUGAUCCAUGCCCUGCUGAUAUCGCAACAGAGGUUUGUGCCAUUCCCCCUGCUGCAUUCAGCUACUCAGUAGUCACCUUUGGGAAUGCCAAUAUUGCUGCCCAUAGCAUGUACUACGGUAUUGCCGUUGGUGGUACUCUAACCGAUGGAAGUCCCAAUGAGAGUGCUACUGUGGAUAAAACCAAGUCGUACAUCAAGGAGAAGCAGGGACAAUGUACCUUCAACUUUAACAGUGGAGUACAAUACGGAGACAGCUGCUUUGCUGAUAACUUGUAUGAACGGAUGAACUACAUUGCCACCCAUGCCCAGAACAGCACAAAUGUUGUUGUGUACACUUCCGGUGGAAGCUCUCGACCCUACACUGUCGAUGACUUCGUCCCUGGUGGCGACGGCAAUGACGAUGGUCUCACGCUUGCUGUCUUCAAUACUUACGAUGACAUUUACAUUGCAGAUGCAGGAGGCCGCCAGUUUGGUCCAACCAUCAUUGCCCCAAACGCCAAGGUUAUUGUCCUGAAUGGAGCUGGCUAUGUGGACGGUGCCAUCUAUGCCAAGGAGCUUGAUGCCCAAGCUGGAAGCCUUCAGCUGCACGGUGAUACCUUUACAGGUACGAUUAAUUGUGGAUCCGGCACAGACCCAUCUACUACCGACGACAAGACAGGUUCCACCUCUGGCUGUGGAGCAGACCCAGUUCCCUCUGGAGUGAGCUAUGGAACAUACAGUGGUAAUCCCCAGUGUGUCUCAGGAGGAUCUUCUCCUCCCUUUGGAUUUGAUUAUGGGUGGAAGAUGAAUGGUUGCCAAGGUGGUUCUUUCACUCUUGAUGCCAUCAGCAAUGGUCAAGUCAAGGGGUCUUGUGGCAUUGCUGAUAAGAUCAGUGUCACAGUACAGUGCAAUUCUGACAAGUCCGCCACCAUUUCUUGGAGUGGCGAGGGGGAUUCCAACUUGGCCAUCAAGAUGAAGGGUGGAAACGGUGGUGUUCUCUAUGAUAACACGAACAAUGGCGGCAAUUUUUUUGCUGCCACCAACAGUGGCGGUAACAUUGCAGACAUCAGCCACAUUGAAAUCUGUGUCAACUGUGUAGGAGCAGACUGUUAUAAGGAGCCCACAAACCCAGCACCCACUCCCGCCGCACCGGCACCUACCCCAGCUACACCCACCGGAGGAUACUGCGUCAAGUAUGGCAAUGGAUGUGAUGGUGAACUAGCCGGUACCUGGUGCAACAAGCUUCAAUCAAACUGUGAGGGAAACUGUAAUGGAAAUUGGUGCAAUCCCGGGAACCCAGCACCCACACCCGCGGCGCCUGCGCCUACCCCAGCUACACCCACCGGAUACUGCGUCACUAAUGGCAGUGGAUGCGGUGGCCAACAAGCCGGUGGCUGGUGCAGCAAGCUUCAAUCAAACUGUGAGGGAAACUGUAACGGCGAGUGGUGUGGAGUCAAUGUAUCCCCACCCACUGGAUCCCCUACAGCCUCGCCCACCGGAGCCCCAACAGCCUCACCCACCGAAGCCCCAACCGGCUCUCCAACUGCUACACCAGAGGCUUCCCCAGUGGCAAGCCCCACGACACCACCACCCGCACCGGAUGGCCCGUCCCCAGGUGAUGUUGCCACUGAACAUGUCUUCGUCCAGGGUGAUCCUCAUUUCAAGACCUUUGGUGGAGAACUCUAUGACUACCACGGUGAAUGUGAUCUUGUACUCCUGCAUAACCCUGACUUCGGCAACGGCUUGGGAAUGGAUAUUCACAUUCGCACCAAGAUUGAAGAUUUCUGGAGCUCUGUUGAGUCUGCUGCCAUCAGGAUUGGUGAUGCCUCCUUGGAGAUCAAGGCUGAUCCUAGCAGUGACAAUUGGCUCUGGAUCAAUGGCGAAGCAGCCCCCAAGCAAGUGGGCAAGAAUAUGCUCCGAGCUGAUCUUGGUGGUUUCAUGGUCCGUUACAAGGAGCAUGGACCCAAUGUUCGCGAAGCCCUUGUUUAUUUGGUGACGGGCAAAGAUUCACACAAGGAGUUCAUUGUCUUCAAGACGUUCAAGAGCUUUGUGAAGAUUGAUGUGGACUGGAAGGACUCCUCGAACUAUGAGAACUCUCUGGGUCUUCUUGGGAGUCACGACCAAAACGGCAAGAGGCUUGCCCGUGAUGGCAAGACUUUCAUUCAAGACUACAUCGAGUUUGGGCAAGAGUGGCAGGUGCUUGGCAGCGAGCCCAAACUGUUCCACUCCUAUGAGGGAGCUGUUGUUGGGCGCAAGUGUGUCAUGCCUCCUGCUUUCAAAGCGGCUCAGAAGCUCCGCAAGCGCCGCCUGGCUGAGUCCAGCUUGACUGAGGCUGAUGCUGACAAGGCCUGCAAGCAUUUGGCAGAUGCUGAAGAAAUCAAAUCCUGUGUUUACGACGUGCUUGCCACCCAAGACUUGAGCAUGGCAAGUGUGUGGUAG
Messenger RNA from Seminavis robusta, 2436 nucleotides. Lineage: Eukaryota; Bacillariophyta; Bacillariophyceae; Naviculales; Naviculaceae. The record is from the annotation of a GenBank genome assembly.